AUGAUUAAGGUACAGCAGUUGGAGUCUCCAGGGAAGGAGCUUUAUGGGAAAGCUAAAGAGCAAGAGGAUACCCCCGCCAUCGGAACCAGCGCGCAGUGCUCGGUUGGGCUGGGCGUUCGCCCUAGGCUUUCCCAGCUGGGACCGGCCUCCACCCUCAUUCGCCGCGGACCUGGGGCGGGGCGGCCGCAGGGCCCCUCCCGCCUCCCGGAACGCGAAAACGAAACCUGGUCCGGCUGCGCCAUGGCCUCGCGGAGCUUGGCUCGGGACCUGCAGGACGAAGCCACAUGCCCCAUCUGUCUCGACCUCUUCUCCGAGCCUGUGUCCCUUGGCUGCGGCCACAACUUCUGCCGUGCCUGCAUUGACCGUAGCCGUGGCAUCGGGGACGCGCCCUUCCUGUGCCCCGAGUGCCGCGAGCCCUGCGCGCCCCACAGCCUGCGGCCCAAUCGACCGCUCGGGCGAGUGGCCGCUGUGCUGCGGCGCCUGGGGCCGGCGGGGGGCCGCGGGGGGCCGUGCGAGCUGUGCACUGAGCACUUAGAGCCGCUGAAGCUCUUCUGCCAGAACGACUACAGCCCCAUCUGCGUGGUGUGUGACCGCGCCCGAGAACACCGAGGUCACCACGUGGUGCCCCUAGAAGAGGGGGCGCAGAUUUACCGGGAAAUGUUUCCAGAGAUCCUGGAAAAAUUGAGGAAAGAGAUGAAAAAGGCUCUGAAGCUGCAGGCUGAAGGAGUGAAAACCUCGGAAGCUUGGCAGGCAAAGGUGCAGGAGCGGAAGCAGAGGACAGUGUCUGAGUUUGAGAAGUUCCGGCAGUUGCUGGCUGAGGAGGAGCUGCGGGUCCUGCAGGAGCUGGAUGAGGAAGAGGCAGAGAUGAUGCAGGUGCUGGGGAAGGAGGAGUGCAACCUGGCCAAGCAGAGCCGCACUGUGGAGGAGCUCAUCACGGAACUGGAGGCACUCCGCCAGCGCCCAGCCUUGGGGAUGCUCCAGGUGACCCUUCUGUCCUGGCAGAAGCCGCUCUAUGUCCCCAGCCCUGUCCUGGCAGCUACGCCCCACUCUGCAGACCCUUGA
Elephantulus edwardii (Cape elephant shrew) is the source of this 1062-nucleotide messenger RNA. RefSeq names its product E3 ubiquitin-protein ligase TRIM11-like. NCBI's taxonomy places the organism in Eukaryota, Metazoa, Chordata, Mammalia, Macroscelidea, Macroscelididae. The coding region runs from base 1 to 1062 and encodes 353 amino acids. The record is from RefSeq and is a predicted model, not a curated record. Gene Ontology annotation, molecular function: zinc ion binding. The transcript has 5 exons.